UGGAUUGCAUAUUCUCAAUCCUAGUUGGUUAGAUGUUGGUCACAUGACCCUGUCAGAAAUCUGAAGCAGCUAAGUAAGCGCCCGUGCGCCUGUCGGAGCUCAGACAGCCGGGCGUGACUACGAGGGGAGGAGUGCGGAACGUCCGGACAACACAAGACACACGUUCAUCUAUAGAUUUACCAUGGACAUCUUCAACAACAGCACCAACGGCACCAACGGAACCGAGAUGAUUCCGUUUUUCAUAGAGAAGUACAAGCACGGGGCUGGCGUCAUGGCUCUCAUCAUAUUGGCAUACGUUCUGGUCUUUGUGCUGUGCGUGGCUGGAAACAUCGUCGUCUGCACAGUGGUUAUCCGGACCCCCACCCUCAGGACGGUAACGAAUUACUUCAUCCUGAACUUGGCCGUCAGUGAUCUGCUAGUGGCCAUAUUCUGCAUGCCUUUCACGCUGGUGGAGCACAUUCUGACAGAGUACCAGUUUGGGGACUUCCUGUGUCGAGUGACCCCCAUGAUCCAGGGGGUGUCCGUGGCGGCGUCAGUCUACACAAUGACGGCCAUCGCUUUUGACAGGUACAGGGCGAUCGUGUUCCCGAUGAAAGAUCGGAUGACCCUCCAAGGGAUGGCGCAGGUUGUGGUCGGCAUCUGGGUGUGCGGUGUCGCCAUCAUGAUCCCCCAGGUCUUCGUUCUUGAAGUUGUAUCAUACAAGCCAAACGCUCACAUCUCAGUGUCGGCUUGCAUUGAGAUUUGGCCAAACCCAGCCUACAAACAAGUAUAUACAGCCUCGCUUUUCUCACUUGUGUAUGUCAUACCCUUGUUGGUCAUUUUGUAUCUGUAUUGUCGUGUCAUACACAAACUGUCAACAACGACUCCGUCUACAAGUCAGAAUGGGGGUCGUCCCACCCAGUCCGCAGUCUCGCGAAAACGUGUGAAGGUCCUAAAGAUGUUGAUCACAGUAGUGGUGUUGUUCGCACUGUCAUGGCUUCCCCUGUACACGUGUUGGAUGCUGGAUGAAUUCGCUGAUCUGGCUCUGUGGCAACGGGCGAUCAUAAGCCAUUAUAUCUAUCCGAUUGGCCACUGGCUCGCCUAUUCCAACAGCUGCGUCAAUCCCAUUAUCUAUGGCUUCUUCAAUUCCAAUAUUCGAAAAAAUCUAGACAGUCGGGAUUCGAAGAGAAGAAAAGAGAUAGAUACUAGAGCCAAAAAGCCCUCGCCGACACCUACUACAAAGCAUACGCAAUUCAGACGCGACGUUAUCGAGAUGCAGCCUCUGAAUUUCAAAUAGUCUAAUUUACUUAGGCCUGCUGAGGUCCAUCUUUGGGCAUGGGCCAUGGAUUAGUUCCCUCAAUCUCAAGCGGUCCUGGGUCCUCCAUAUCAGUUGCUCCUUUGCACCAUCACAAAAUUACAAUAGAAAGUCCAAGAAGCAGUUACUCAAGUAACUGGAUAUGAUUUCGAUCAUAUCCAGUUGCUUGAGUAACAGCUUUUGGGCGUAUCUUAUUACCUGAUGGAUGGUUGCCGACAGAGCCUGCUGGGCCCACCUGACUGCCUCAUGUGUCAGACGACACUGGAGCCCUUAAGUCUAAGUUAUUAACUAGAUGUCUAAUCUUCACCGACGUACAAUAGAAAGGUUCUCUUAUAUCUAUAACAGCCUUUGCUUUAUUCACCGACGUAUUAUGUGAAAGAUGCCGCUGUGUAAUUUAGAAAAGUGGACCCUAUGGGUCUAACAUCUCAAAGACUCAGGACGAUACUGCUGUGGGCAUCUAAUUCAUGAAAUUGUUAUCAAGGAAUUACCUCCCAAAUGAUAUUUUCUUUGUGGCCGUGCACACCGCCUUAAGAUAUCAAGCGGAAAAUCGUUUUAUCCGUGCAAAACGAUGGCACAUAAUUUUUGUCAAUCCCAAGCUAUAUCCCUUUUAGCCCUUUCUUUAUAACGCUUCUCCAAUGCCGAGGAAUUUCAUUAAUGUCCUUUCCUCUUUAUCUGUAUCUCAGUAAAAUGAUCCAUGUAAGAUAGGGGACCAUAGUAUGACCACAUGUAACAUUCCAGGAUAUUCUUAAUAUCAUAUUUUUUAAAUUUUCAUCUUCAUUGUCGCCGAGGUACCUUCAUUACUUUCCAUCGCCCUUUGAGUUUGUCCCAAGGUUCCACCAUCUCCAAGCUGUAUUUCAUUUUUGUCAUAAAAACACGACCAUACCUUCCCUUUUUGUCUAAAAAAAAUCCCACUUGCCAAUUUUGGCCUUCGAUUUUUGAUCUUUGUAUGUAAAUGUUGUAAGCCAAAAUAUUUAAAAAAAACUUUCGAGUCCCUAGUCGGUUCCAAUCUUUUCCCCCAAAAAAUUCCCGACCACCGCAUUUCGCGAUGAUGUAUUCACGUAAAAUUUCAAGGGAAGUUAACCAAUGAAAAUCAAUUUGGUGGUCUAGAACAGGCGGGCAAUGAAGUGGCAUAAUAAGGGCCUUGCUGACUCGAACUAUCAUAUAACACUUUGAGUACCGUCAUGCUCGGGUGCCUAUCAUGUACUCUUAAGUGCAGAGUUCUACCUCUGCCAUUAGACAAGUGUUCUUACUAGUAAUUUGCAGAAGGGCUACAAUGCAAGAGAGAUGAACGUUCAGAUAUCGUCUGGAGCACUUAAUAUUAUGGACUUUAAUGUAAAAUGUAAUUAUAACCGACUGUUAUGAAGAUGUUGUUAAUCCCUUCAUCUCUAGCAAUCGGGGUAGAAUAUUGUGAAAAAUUGUGUUCGUCAAAGUACCUAACUAAAGCUAUUAACCUGUCACCACUAUGGCCGACUACCUUUUGCCAUCUUUGCGUGGUGCUAACAGGUCUAAGCUUUCAGCUUUCAUUUUUAGAAGCAUUUCUAAGAAGAAAAAAUGACGCUAUGUUAGGUGGCAACAUGACAUAAGGUUAACGUUAUAUCCUGAUUAUGAUGAUGAAAUGAUCUGAGAAAUUGAGCCCAUACAAGAUAGGCUCUACAGGCAAAUACUUGUGUGGUGAUGCCCUUUAUUUUGAAUGUAAGGAACUGGCCUUCAAGAUGAAGAGGAUGAUAACGUAACGUUACCUCUAAAAAGACGACAGACAGAUAUUGGGGUUGUUGCCAACUCUUACUUAGAUAUACGUUUGUCACGCAAAAAAGCCAAUAAAACAGGGAAUAGACUAUCAGAAAAUGCAUUUCGAAGGAGAAUGGGCGAUUUUUGUUUCGUUUGGUAGAGGAAAAAUACUAGCCCAAAACGGACAUUGCAUAUCACUAUGAUAUUGCUAACGUCGGUUGUUGUUCAUGUAUUGUAGUUAUGUUUACAUGGUGAUCAAUAUUGGAGGAUACAUAGAGUUGUCCAUAAAUGUAAUGUUUCUGUUUUAUGUUCUUUGUUGAUGUGAGAUAAACAGUCGACAUAUCUAGCUAAAUGUUUAUGUUGUUUCUUUCCAGUCUGGAGAGUUUUUGCAUACGUACUUGAUGAUGAUGACUUGUGAUUCAAUGUUUUGAACAUGUGUGUUGGCGAAUGGUAUUGUAAUAAGAUGGAACAAAGGACUUGUACUUUCACUUUCCACAUUAAGUAUACUUGUCACAGAUAAUAUCUUGUGAUGUAAUUAUAAGUUGAGCUGACAUUGCUAUGAUAGUGCCGUAUAAGGUGACCGUGUUUUUUGUGCUAUAAACAGUACCAGUUACAUGUGCAUUUAGAUGUCAAUGACAAUGAAUAUCACACAACCAGGUAUAUUGAAACAGUUUCAUAAGGUGUUUAAACCGGGUAAGACGUUUCAGACCGCAUCUCCUGCCUGUCAUUAUUGAAAGCCCACGAGUCCUUGGUGGCUAGUGGAACAAGUAGGACCAAUUGUAUAGUUACAGUGUGGCUAGGAGGACGAUGAUAGUUAUAGUGAACAGAUAUCUUUUAUCUUUUAAUCUUUUAUCUGAUAUCUUUUAGUUGUAACCCAGAGGUUUUGUUAUUUGAUGCGUUUUUGUCCAGGGAGAAACCGAAGCCUGGUUCCGAAAAAAUGUCAAUUGGACAGCAAGUACGAUAAAAGCUGGCACCGGUAACGUCUAAGUUCGUCUGAUCGUGAUUUGUUUUGUUUUUUGUAAAACAAAGUCUAAAUUGGUUGACUUGUCCAUUGCGUAACUUGAAAAUGGUAUACUAUAUAUUUCUAAAUGGCAUUGUAAAGGAUGAUAUUUGUUUAAUAAAAGUGGUGGUGAUUUGUGCA
Molecule: messenger RNA, 4163 nt
Organism: Branchiostoma floridae (Florida lancelet)
Lineage: Eukaryota; Metazoa; Chordata; Leptocardii; Amphioxiformes; Branchiostomatidae
Product: neuropeptide FF receptor 2-like
Exons: 5
Coding region: 182-1276 (364 amino acids)
Biological process (GO): G protein-coupled receptor signaling pathway
Cellular component (GO): membrane
Molecular function (GO): peptide binding; neuropeptide receptor activity
Source: RefSeq, a predicted model, not a curated record